AUGACUGAACGUGUCUCUGAAUCAUCUAUUCCCCGAUACAGCGAAUAUCGGGCUCGAUUGACCAAGGUGCUGGAAGACCAAAGUUCGACAGAGGAAAGUGCUUGUCAGGAAGAUGCGAUCACACGCCGACAUAGAUCGUCCACCGUGAAAAAAACGAAAAGAGAUGAUAAACGAGCUGACAAGGAUGGUGAAUCUGGAAAGAGCGGCGGACACGAUACUUUAUCUAAGUCAUGGAAAAAGAGAAAGGCAGUUGACGACUUAUCGGUUGGGCGGCAAAGAAAUGCAAGUCCUGCCAUCGAACUAGAAUUAGAAAGCAAGGCAACGAAGCGCCUGCUCAAGAGAAAACUUGCUUCUGAGAUCGAAAGCCUCAGAACGGAGAUAGAAGACAUGAAAAAGGCAGUUGCGUGUCUUAAACCAUCUUUGGAUGCGCAGCGGAAAAGAAAACGAGUUUCGUUUGAGGACAGUGCCCGCUAA
Messenger RNA from Penicillium cosmopolitanum, 474 nucleotides. RefSeq lists its product as uncharacterized. The transcript has 2 exons. The record is from RefSeq and is a predicted model, not a curated record. Bases 1 to 474 code for a protein of 157 amino acids. NCBI's taxonomy places the organism in Eukaryota, Fungi, Ascomycota, Eurotiomycetes, Eurotiales, Aspergillaceae.